Messenger RNA from Oldenlandia corymbosa var. corymbosa, 2222 nucleotides. The record is from the annotation of a GenBank genome assembly. NCBI's taxonomy places the organism in Eukaryota, Viridiplantae, Streptophyta, Magnoliopsida, Gentianales, Rubiaceae.
AUGGCGCCCUUAUGUCUACCAAAAGCUGAUCUUCAUUUUUUAUUUAUUAUUUGAUUAUUCUUCUCUUCUCUCUCUAUAAAUAAGAAGAAGAGAAUCCACUUAAUUCUAGUUUAUUGGUACUCCGCUCCCUCGGACCAGUUUUUUCCCCCUUUAAUCUUCUGUUCCACCAAACAACAACAACCGAGCAACUAGCAAGCUCCCCAAAAGAAAUCAUCCAUUUAUAACACUCAAUUCAUUGAUUUAUCAUAAAUGGGCAAGGACAAUAAUCAGGAAGUAUGCCUGGAAAUGGAGAGCGGGGUGGGAUCAUUAUCCAGAGUAGUGCCAAUUAAUGUCAUCCUUAAUAAUGAUGAUAAAGAAACCCGGGGUGAUACUAAUACCUACAUCCAAACCCCCAACAUCCAUGAUGAUGCAUCAUCCUUUGCAGAUCCGCCUUCCGGCCGGAGCUCCGAGCCGUUGCCUGACGAUUGGCUUCCGAUCACGCAAUCCCGGACAGGGAACUCAUUCACCGCGGCAAUGCACUUGCUAUGCUCCGGAUUGGGUCUCCAAUCCCUUCUACUUCCCGUUGCUUUUCUUUCUCUUGGAUGGGUGUGGGGGAGUGUUUGUCUAGGGGUGAUGUUUGGGUGGCAAUUAUAUACGACUUGGAUACUUGUACAUCUCCACCAACCCCAACCUUGUUCUAAGCAAAUGACAGCAUCUCCUCGAUACAGCAGAUUUUUAGUCCUCUCCAUCGUCGCAUUUGGGCCAAAACUUGGGAAACUGCUGGCUGUAUUUCCGACAAUGUAUCUGUCAGGAGGAACAUGUGUGCUAUUCAUAAUCACAGGAGGAGGAAUCAUGGAAUUGCUCUCACAACUUCUCUUGUCUGAGCAUCAUCACGAUUCUUCUUCUUCCCCAAUAACCGGAGCUGAAUGGUUCUUGAUUUUCAUGUGCAUAGCCAUUUUGGUGUCCCAAUUCUUCCCAACAUUGGACUCCUUGGCUUCCGUCUCGUUGGUUGGUUCAGUCUCCGCUGUGAUCUGUUUUUCAUCAUUGUGGAUUGUUUCCAUCACCACCACCAAUCAUCAGCCCCUGCUCGCCCCCUCAUCGCCGGAAAUAUUAAAGUAUAAGAGUAUUCGCGGAAUUAUUGAUGCCCUUGGGAUGAUUGCUCUUACUUUCAGAGGCCACAAUCUAAUCCUGGAAAUACAGGGAACGAUGCCAACAAGCCAACAACGUCCAGCUCGCAACCGAAUGUGGAAAGGGGUCACAGCAUCAACUGUAGGAGUUGGGUUGUGUAUCUUCCCCUUGGCAAUCGGGGGUCACUUGGCUUUUGGAACUACUCCGGUUAGCAGCUUUGCAAUUUCUUCUUUGUUUUCAUUUUGGUUUUGUUUUGGAAACAGCUUUGCAUAUACAUAUGCACAAAAUACUUUAAUUUCAACUAUUAAUUAAAAGAUCAUCAAAUUUUGGCACAGAUGGGAGCAACUACCACAAAUGGCGGGAUCCUGGACGCAUUGACCUCCCAACUACUGUCAUCCCACAACCACAAAACUUCAUCCAAACACAAGUGGAUUCUCGCCACAAUUUACCUAACACUCCUGCUCCAUUUAAUCUGUGCGUUCCAACUGUACGCCAUACCGGCUUUCGACAACCUGGAAAGAGUCAUCUACGUGAGCAGGAAGAACAAGGCCUGCCCGAGAUGGGUUCGAUCCGCCAUACGACUCUUCUAUGGAGGGCUAACAUAUUUCAUAGCAGUGGCCUUGCCAUUCAUUGGGAGUUUAGGGCCCUUUUUUGGUGCAAUCUCACUCCCUCUCACUUUUGCUUAUCCUUGUUUCAUGUGGAUAGCUAUUGAGAAGCGUAAGAAAUCAUCACAUGGGUGGAAAUGGAUGAUGAUUAUUAUUAUUAAUUUGGGGGUUGGGUGUUUGGGUAUUGGGUUGAGUUUAAUGUUAGGUGCAGCUGCUUUGUGGAAUUUGGUGGAUUAUGGACUCGAUGCUAACUUCUUUAAGCCCCGCUGAUUUAUAAGCUAGGUAGCUCUAUAUUUUAUGUGCCUAGCCCACUGACUAAUUUACUUGCAAGAAUAAAGGGACUUCUCCAUAAAAUGUAGUCUAAUCGUAUGCGAAUGAGGUCUUCGUAUCGUGAUAAACUUUUAAGUGGAUUUUUAGAGGUUCAAAAAUCGAACACCAUCUGAGAUAUAAUGUAAACUUUCUCACAGGCACAAUUAAGUAUAUAUAUAGUGCAAAUAUUUUACUCUGAAC